AUCAACCAUGUGAUAAGUCCAGUACAAAAGUGAUGCUUCGCUAUAGCUAAUUUUUCUCCAGUUGAAUACCAAUGGAGGUUUACAACUGUACACCACCUGCAAUUAAAGAAUUCCCUGAAGGUUUAUUCUCAAGACACCAAAUAGAAAAUGGAGCUAUUGCUGUACACGUUUUAGUCACACUGUAUUUAUUUAUAGCUAUAGCUACAGUUUGCGAUGAGUAUUUCGUUCCGGUGGUGGAAAAAGUAUGUCGUAUUCUCCACGUCCCUUCCGACAUCGGAGGAGCUACUUUCAUGGCAACUGCGACAUCUUCACCGGAACUUUUUAUAAACAUCAUCGGUACUUUUGUUACAAAAGGGGAUAUUGGUCUUGGUACUAUUGUAGGAUCGGGUGUAUUUAAUAUUUUGGCCGUAACAGCUGCUUGUGGACUAACUUUGGCGAUCACUGGAAAAGAAUUGAUAUUGGAUUGGUGGCCGCUUACCAGAGACUCCCUUGUGUAUGCUAUAUCAGUAUGUCUUCUUAUUGGUUUUUUGAAUGACGAAAAAAUUGAAUGGUAUGAGGCAAUGACAUUAGUUUUGGUGUAUUUGAGUUACAUAGUAUAUUUGUUUUUCGAUAAAAAAGUUCAAGGAUUAUUUCAAGGAAAAAACCUUGUUGGUGGUGUGGCAAAAUCAAAUGAAGAAAUUAAAGUUGAAGAAGGUGAGUCCGAAGAUAAUAGCGUUUCAUUAUGGAAGUGGCCAAGAGAUAUCAGUUGGAUUAAGCAGGCUUUAUGGUUUAUUAAUUGGCCAAUUAAUUUUCUAUUUUUCAUAUCUAUACCAAAUAGUGAAAAAUUAAAAUCAAAUUUUUGGAUUCCCAUAACGUUUAUAACGUGCAUAUUAUGGAUUGGAGUUUUAUCUUACUUACUGUCAUGGAUGAUAACUGUUAUAGGUGACAUAUUGGGAAUUCCAGAUUCAGUUAUGGGUAUAACAUUUUUGGCAAUUGGAGCUGGUGUACCUGAAGCAGCUUCGUCCAUAGCAGUUGUUAAAAAGGGAAAAGGUGCUAUGGGUAUCAGCAAUUCAUUGGGAUCUAACACAUUUGAUAUAUUGUUGUGUUUGGGUGUACCUUGGUUGUUGAAAUCAACUAUUGUUUCUAAACAAAAGUGGGUAAACAUCAACUCUUCAGGUCUUCAAUACAGUACAAUCACUCUUUUAAUUACUUUGGUAGCUUUCUAUCUAGCACUAACUUUUAACAAAUUCAAAUUAAAUAAGUUCGUUGGAUUGUAUUCAUUAAUAAUUUAUGUUAUUUUUAUUAUAUUGGCUACCUUAAUCGAACUUAAUACAUUUUUUGUUGUCAAUUUACCAACUUGUAAAGAGUAAACGGUAAACGGAAUUUGAUCGAUUGGAUAAUUUGAUACGAUAGAAUACUUUUAAAUAAUGUUAACAAUCAAUUUUUUAUUAUUAAUAAAGGCAAAUUAUAA
This is a messenger RNA of Phyllotreta striolata, 1450 nucleotides long. NCBI's taxonomy places the organism in Eukaryota, Metazoa, Arthropoda, Insecta, Coleoptera, Chrysomelidae. The record is from the annotation of a GenBank genome assembly.